CAGGGGAGUGUGAUGGUGGUGUUUUCCUCCUGUAUGCAUCAGUAAGAUGUGAAGAUGGCGGAGCUGCAGAUGCUGUUGGAAGAGGAGAUUCCUGCUGGUCGAGGAGCCCUGUUAGACAGCUACGCCAAUCUAGAGAGAGUCGCCGAGUACUGCGAGAGCAACUACAUACAGUCUCCAGAUAAGCACAGAGCUCUAGAAGAAACCAAAAGCUACACCACUCAAUCUUUGGCAAGUGUUGCAUAUCUGAUCAACACUCUUGCCAACAAUGUGCUCCAGAUGCUGGAUAUACAGGCGUCCCAGCUACGCCGCAUGGAGUCCUCCAUUAACCACAUUUCACAGACGGUGGACAUCCAUAAAGAAAAGGUGGCAAGGCGAGAGAUCGGUAUACUCACCACCAAUAAGAACACUUCACGCACACACAAGAUCAUUGCACCAGCCAAUCCUGAGAGGCCUGUACGGUAUAUCCGCAAGCCCCUUGACUACAGCAUGCUGGAUGAUGUAGGCCAUGGCGUCAAGUGGUUACUAAGGUUUAAGGUCAACGCCCAGAAUAUGAAAGUGGGUACGAUUUCACGCACAGCUGCACCUACCCAGAAACCACCCAGCCCUCCUGGCCCUGGCAAAGGAACCAUGGGACGGCAUUCCCCUUACCGGACACUCGAGCCAGUGCAUCCACCCGUCGUCCCUAAUGACUACAUGCCGAGUCCUACACGCAACACCGCACCACCACUGCAGAGCCCGGCUAGAACUGCUUCUGUUAAUCAGAGGACCCGCACGUACAGCAGUGGCAGCAGUGGAGGCAGUCAUCCCAGCAGUCGCAGUAGCAGCAGAGAGAACAGUGGCAGUGGAAGUGUGGGCGUGCCUAUCGCUGUACCAACACCUGCCCCGCCCACUGCCUUUCCUGCAGGUACUGCACCUGCCCCUCCCAACCCCCCUAAACCCCCCCCGAACAUUAUUGUCCCUGCCCCUCCCGUACCUCCACCACCAUCCACCCCUGAGCCAGUGCCCCCUGCCCCUGCUCCUACCCCUGCUCUGCCAGUAGAGGGCCCUUCUGAGAUACCACCACCCCCACAGCUGCCCCUAUCCCUCCCCGUUAGCACCAACACCAGCCUUGAUGCUGCAACUUGCACCCCCGCUCAAGGCAAUGGUCCUCACUUUUACAGUAUGAACAGGCCAAUGACGCGACAUGCCACGCCCUCUGUAGGAGGUUCCCUGCCCUAUCGCCGGCCAUCAUCAGUUACCGGACAGCCCAACAACAUGCCUCAGAACACAAAUCCAAACAUUAUCCAAAACCAGCUCAAUGGAGGGCCACAUUACAUCCAAAACCAAGCCCCUAUGGCCCCUCCUCCCCCAGCUAUCCUUCAGAUCACUCCUCAGCUCCCGCUCAUGGGCUUUGUGGCUCGAGUUCAGGAGACCAUCUCAGACGCACCUCCACCCCCACCCCCUGCAGAAGAGGUGAAUUUUGAGGAAGCAACACCACCCCCACCUCCUCCAGAGGACUUUGAGGAUGACGAGGGUGAUGAGGAGGAAGAGUCGGCGGUGGUUGAGUACAGUGACCCUUAUGCUGAAGAGGACCCUCCAUGGGCCCCUCGCAGUUACCUAGAGAAAGUGGUGGCGAUUUAUGACUACGCACGUGAUAAAGAAGACGAGCUGUCCUUCCAGGAGGGGGCGAUCAUUUAUGUCAUCAAGAAGAACGAUGACGGCUGGUUUGAGGGUGUGAUGUGCGGCACCACUGGCCUCUUUCCUGGGAAUUAUGUGGAGUCCAUCAUGCACUAUGCCGACUGAGACACCAAGUGGCGCCACUGCUCCUCUGUCCUUUAUCUUCCUAGUUCUUUGAGUGUGCUCAUUCACACAAAUACACACAGGAACACAAACAAAUCCAGCGACACUACGUCUUGCACAGGCUUGUUGCAGACAAAUGACAAAUGUGGACGAAGUUGACUUCGAGAGCAAGAACUGAGGCAUUGUGUACAUUGGCAAAGAGGACAGUUCAUCAAUACUAUAAUGGGAAAAUUGAAAUGUGUAAGAUAAAUACAUUAGAACAUUUAAUUAAUCUCUUAUUUUGAAUCUUUUAGAAACAUGUAUCAGAAAAGUGUUGGUUUUGCUUGACUUGUGUUGACAUUGCUUUGCUUCUUUCCCUUCUCUGCUAUGGAGGAACGGUCAUAACAUAGUGGAAGGACAGUUAUCCACUCAUGUCUUCAUGAAAUUGCUUUGAUAAAGGGAGAGGGAUUAAAAGACAGGCAUCUUGGACAUGCAUGCUUUUUAUUUUCAUCGCUUCUUAGCUGUGUGCUGUCCUCUGACCAGCAAAUGAGAGAAGCUUUUGCCAAGAACAACACAAGGAUUUUAUUGUGCCAGGUCUUAGAGAGAUGCAUUGAUUCAGGUUGGCUUAUUUCCCGUUUUUCAUUGCGUUGGGGGUUACAUUUAUUUUUUUAAACUAUUACGUUUAGAGUGCUGUUUAGUUUGAAGUCAUUAGCAAAAGAACAUGCCAAAGGAUUUCAGUGACAGUUUCGAUCGUGGACGGGACCGAUAUUUACUUUUCUCCAUUCCUUUACAUAAAUUUCUUUCCAACAAAGAUUUUAUUGCUUGAAAUAUUUGCAAGUGUGUGUGUAUUCUUUCUAUGUAUGAUAAAAACAAAAUGCUAUUAAAUUGUUCAGGAAGUUUGUGCCAUAAAGAAAUGUAUGUAAAUGGUUAUAUUUUUGGAUGUGAGAGGUUGUCAUGAAUCUCAGCACCGGAUGUGGUGUUCUUCAGGAAGAAAAUGUGUAUUGUGAUCUUGAACCUCUGAUUCAUCCCUUUGACCAACUGUGGACUUGCAGAUACAAGACUAUUAUAUGUAUGUUAUAUAAUGAUUUAUAUUCUAGAAAUAAUUUUGUGUUGGUGUAUGGACCCAAUUUUAUCUGCAAUAACUAAGGCACAGGUAGAAAGUCCUCAGUCGAUGAGCUAGACAGAUUUUUAAAGCACAAGAUGAUAAAUGUGAUCUUAGGAAGAUCUUACAAAAUGUGAAGAACUGACUUUUGGAUGAAGUUAUAUUAAUGAAAUAAAAACAGAAACCAGCCCAGACUUUAAAACAACCUCUGACCCUCAUGCAGAUAAUGUGGAACAAACUGUACUAAUGCACAGAAACUUUUUCUAUAAAGUACUUUGAUGUCUAUAUGUAAGUGUGUAUGAGUGCGUAUGUUAGUGUGAAACUAAUUGAUUUCACCGUUUAUGGAUCAUUGGUGACUGACUUGUUUGUGUGCAAAUCUUUAUUUUCAAUGAAAGGUCUGUGGCAGUGCGUGUGUGAAACGGGUCUUGCAUGUUGAUAAAUUCUGUGAUUUUCCUGCUGAUGGAGAAUAAAAUGGAUAUAUCUGGUC
Xyrauchen texanus (razorback sucker) is the source of this 3347-nucleotide messenger RNA. Its product is annotated as abl interactor 2-like. NCBI's taxonomy places the organism in Eukaryota, Metazoa, Chordata, Actinopteri, Cypriniformes, Catostomidae. The coding region runs from base 55 to 1782 and encodes 575 amino acids. The record is from RefSeq and is a predicted model, not a curated record. The transcript is spliced from 12 exons. Gene Ontology annotation, molecular function: SH3 domain binding. Gene Ontology annotation, cellular component: lamellipodium.